Molecule: messenger RNA, 1680 nt
Organism: Arabis nemorensis
Lineage: Eukaryota; Viridiplantae; Streptophyta; Magnoliopsida; Brassicales; Brassicaceae
Source: the annotation of a GenBank genome assembly
AUGCGACGAUCGCAUGCCCGUUCUAGGGUGAAGAGUAGUAGUAGUAGUAAAUCAGAUAUGGAUCCGGUCAAGUUUCAGAUCCGUUCCGGGAAUCGAGCAUCUUCUUCGUCUUUGUACACGCUCACGAAAUCCAAUUCGAAACACGCGAAAUCGACGAGUCUCUUGUUAACCGUCUUUUCAAUCGCCGUCGUGUUAGGUUUUCUCUUUGUUUGCUAUUCGAUUUUGUUCUCCGGCGGUAAUCGGAAAGGAUCGCUUCGUUAUAGCGUCGUGAUCGACGGUGGAAGUACAGGGACCCGAAUCCAUGUGUUUGGGUACCGGAUAGAGUCGGGUAAACCCGUUUUUGAAUUCAGAGGAGGGAAUUACGCUAGCUUGAAGUUGCAUUCGGGUUUAUCGGCUUACUCUGAUGAUCCUGACGGAGCAAGCUUGUCGUUGACGGAGCUGGUUGAGUUUGCUAAAGGGAAGAUUCCGAAAGGAAUGUGGAAGGAGACUGAAGUAAGGUUAAUGGCGACUGCAGGAAUGAGAUUGCUUGAAUUAUCUGUUCAAGAAAAGAUUCUUCAAGUUACGAGAAGAGUUCUUAAAUCUUCUGGGUUCAUGUUUCGUGAUGAAUGGGCUUCUGUGAUCUCUGGAUCUGACGAAGGUGUAUAUGCUUGGGUUGUUGCAAACUUUGCUCUCGGUUCACUUGGUGGUGAUCCUCUUAAAACAACUGGGAUUGUUGAACUUGGCGGGGCUUCUGCGCAGGUGACAUUUGUGUCAAGUGAGCCAAUGCCUCCUGAGUUCUCACGUACAAUAUCAUUUGGAAAUGUUUCAUACAAUCUCUACAGUCACAGCUUCCUUCAUUUUGGACAGAAUGCUGCUCAUGAAAAGUUAUGGGGCUCACUUGUCUCAAAAGACCAGAAUUCAGCAGUAGAAUCUACACGGCAAGGAAUAUUUACAGACCCUUGUGCUCCAAAAGGGUACAACCUCGACACAAACACACAGAAGCAGCAUUUAUCUGGAUUUUUGGCUGAAGAAAGCAGAUUCUCAGCUUCUUUACAAGCUGGGGGUAAUUACUCAGAGUGUCGAUCCGCUGCACUAACAAUCUUGCAGGAAGGAAAUGAGAAAUGCUCGUAUCAGCAUUGUUCUAUUGGAUCAACUUUCACGCCUAAGCUUCAAGGAAGAUUUUUAGCUACAGAAAAUUUCUUCUACACCUCUAAGUUCUUCGGUUUGGGAGAAAAGUCGUGGCUGUCUCAUAUGAUCUCAGCUGGAGAGAGAUUCUGUGGAGAAGAUUGGUCAAAGCUGAGGGUAAAAGACCCAUCACUCGACGAAGAGGAUCUUCUUCGGUAUUGUUUCUCAUCUGCAUAUAUUGUGUCAUUGCUUCACGAUACUCUCGGCGUUCCUCUUGAUGAUGAUGAAAGAGUCAGGUUUGCGAAUCAAGCAGGAGAUAAUAUACCGCUCGAUUGGGCAUUAGGUGCAUUCAUCCUACAGACUGCAGCAGAGAUCUCUCAACUCACUGGCGGCUCUAGUAAUCUCCAUUGGUUCUAUGCUCUGUUCGGUAAUGACUCAAACACGCUUCGCUAUCUCAUCGGGAUACCGAUCCUCAUUACAGUUUUGGUAUAUUUGGUAUCUAAGUGGAGAAAACCGCAGCUGAAAACCAUUUACGACCUUGAGAAAGGUCGGUACAUAGUCACCCGGAUUAGAUGA